Colletotrichum destructivum is the source of this 228-nucleotide messenger RNA. RefSeq lists its product as uncharacterized. NCBI's taxonomy places the organism in Eukaryota, Fungi, Ascomycota, Sordariomycetes, Glomerellales, Glomerellaceae. The record is from RefSeq and is a predicted model, not a curated record. Bases 1 to 228 code for a protein of 75 amino acids. The transcript has a single exon.
AUGGAAAGGCUAAGCGGACCACCACUGUGGAGGGGAAGGAGGAGGAGGAGGAAUAGCUUGGAGAGGGACACGGGACAUGGGUGCAGCCUUUCUACACUUCAGUCAUCACGCAUCACCAUCACCGCCCAUCGUGACUGCAGCACCGGCACGCUGCAACACCUGCUAGCAGCACGAAGGAUGAACGACGGCGGCGGCGGCAUGCUCUAUAGCCCAGCCCUCGGUCUGUGA